Molecule: messenger RNA, 4673 nt
Organism: Sycon ciliatum
Lineage: Eukaryota; Metazoa; Porifera; Calcarea; Leucosolenida; Sycettidae
Product: exportin-1-like
Exons: 35
Coding region: 114-3320 (1068 amino acids)
Biological process (GO): protein export from nucleus; ribosomal large subunit export from nucleus; ribosomal small subunit export from nucleus
Cellular component (GO): cytoplasm; nucleus
Molecular function (GO): nuclear export signal receptor activity; small GTPase binding
Source: RefSeq, a predicted model, not a curated record
GCUCUGAAGCUCGCAUACUUGGCUGAGCGAGCUAGCUUUGCAUGAUCCCAGCUAGAAGAACUUCUAACGAAAUGUGUUAGGUUGUGUGAUGGUAUUUGCUGUAAGAAUUCACAAUGUCGGCACAGCAUCGAGCUGCACAGCUGUUGGACUUCAGCCAGAAAUUCGAUGUACCUCUUCUCGAUGAUGUUGUCGCCUAUGGACUUGAAGGAGCUGUUCAGGGAGCUGAGCAACAAGUAUGCCAACAAGUAUUGACACAAUUGAAGGACCACCCCGACGCCUGGACAAGAGUUGAUAUGAUUUUGGAGUUCUCCCAGAGUCAGAGCACGAAGUUUUAUGCACUGGGCAUUCUACAAGACGUGAUCAAGUCUCGGUGGAAAGCGUUAUCCAGGGAGCAAUGUGAAGGUAUCAAAACGUACAUCGUUGGCCUCGUUAUCAAGCUGUCGUCUGACUCAGCCAGCCUUUCUAGUGAGAACCUUUAUGUGAACAAGCUCAAUGCAAUCCUUGUCCAGAUCGUAAAGCAUGAAUGGCCGAGAAAUUGGCCCACCUUUAUCGCUGACAUUGUGGGCGCCAGCAAAACCAAUGAGAGCUUAUGCCAGAACAACCUUGCCAUCUUGAAGAUCCUCAGUGAAGAGAUCUUUGACUUUUCGGCUGGUGUAAUGACGCAGAACAAGGCCAAGCAUCUCAAGGACACGAUGUGCGAUGACUUUCCUCAGAUCUUUGAGCUGUGCACAUUUGUUAUGCACAACUCGCAAUCAGUCUCUCUCGUACAUGAAACGUUAGAGACGUUGCAGAGGUUCAUCACUUGGAUGCCGCUGGGUUAUAUCUUUAGGACGAAGCUCGUCCCAACAUUGAUUUACAAGUUUCUCAACGUCCCGGACUUUCGAAAUGUGACUCUCCGGUGUUUAACAGAAGUUGCAAGUAUCUCUUUCUCAAAGGAAGAUGAGGAGUCCGCUGAGCUGUUUUGCACGUUGUUCUCACUAACACUGUCACAGCUGAAGCAGAUGCUGCCACUUACAACGAACAUCAAAGAAGCAUACAAGAAUGGAAGAGAUCCAGAACAGGCAUUCAUUCUCAAUCUCAGUAUGUUCCUGUGCACAUUCUUGAAAGUGCACGGAAUGCUGCUUGAGGCAAAGUCUGGUAUGCACGACCAUUUGCUGGAGGCUCUACACUUCCUGGUUCUUAUUUCCGAAGUGGAGGAGAAAGAGAUCUUCAAGAUCUGUCUGGAAUACUGGAGUACCCUCACUUUUGAGCUGUACCUUGAGAAGCCAUAUGCCGGGGAUCCGUCUCAGCAGCAGCAAGUGUCGCGAAGACCUCUCUACUAUCCCGUCCUAUCAAAGGUCCGCUUUAUCAUGAUCAGCAACAUGGCAAAACCAGAAGAAGUUGUAGUCGUUGAGAAUGAGGCUGGAGAGGUAGUAAGAGAGACCCUGGUCGACACUGAUGCGGUCAGUCUGUACAAGACGAUGCGAGCAACUCUUGUGUACCUGACACAUCUUGACUGGUAUGACACAGAACGGAUUAUGACAGAGAAACUAGAGAGCCAGGUGAAUGGUACUGAGUGGUCAUGGAAGAACCUCAAUCGGCUUUGCUGGGCAAUUGGAUCCAUCAGCGGUGCCACAGUGGAAGAGAACGAGAAGCGGUUUCUGGUUACCGUUAUCAAGGAGCUUCUCGGUAUGGUCGAAAUGAAGCGGGGCAAGGACAACAAGGCCAUCAUUGCCUCUAACAUCAUGUACAUCGUUGGCCAGUAUCCUCGUUUCCUUCGAGCUCACUGGAAGUUUUUGAAGACAGUCGUGAAGAAACUUUUCGAGUUCAUGCAUGAGCUACAUGAUGGUGUACAAGACAUGGCUUGCGACACUUUCAUCAAGAUAGCUCAGAAAUGCCGUCGCCACUUUGUGUUUGUGCAAGUUGGAGAAACAGAACCGUACAUCCGGGAAAUCCUGAAGACCAUCAGCUCAAUUAUCUGUGAUCUUCAGCCGCAGCAGGUCCACACAUUCUAUGAAGCAGUUGGCUACAUGAUCAGUGCUCAGACUGAUAGUCUGAUGAUGGAGCCACUCAUAGACAAGUAUUUUGAGUUACCAAACAGUGUGUGGGACAAUGUCAUCCAACAAGCCACAAAAGACGUAACGGUACUGCAAGACCGUGAAACGGCCAAGCAGCUAAGCAACAUUCUGAAGACGAAUAUUGCUGGCUGUACUGCAAUCGGUCAUGCGUAUGUGACACAGCUUGGUCGUAUUUACUUGGACAUGCUCAAUGUGUACAAGGUGUUGAGUGAGAACAUCUCAACAGCCAUUGCCACGCAUGGAGAGCAUGCAGCCAAGCAGCCACAGCUUGUGGCGAUGCGUGCUGUAAAGCAAGAUGUAUUGCGCCUGAUCUCUACAUGGAUUGGCAAGUCUCAUGACCACAAGAUGGUGCUCGAUAACUUCAUCCCUCCCUUCCUAGAUGCUGUGCUUGCCGAUUAUCACCGCAACGUGCCAACAGCACGAGAGCCAUUGGUGUUAUCUGCACUUGCAACUACCAUCAAUCACCUUGGUGACUGUAUAACAGUUCAUGUUCCAGCAAUAUUCGAUGCAGUGUUCGAGUGUACGCUUGACAUGAUCAACAAAGACUUCCAGGAGUUCCCGGAGCACCGCACAAACUUCUUCAACAUGCUGCAAGCUGUCACAGAGCACUGCUUUUCAGCAUUCCUCCAAAUGCCACCGAUGCAGUUCAAGCUCAUCAUGGACUCCAUUAUCUGGGCAUUCAAGCAUACCAUGCGAAAUGUUGCUGAGACCGGCUUGAAUAUUUUGCUGACUUUGCUGAAGAACGUUGAAGCGACAGAAGCUGCCCAGGGCUUUUACAGUACCUACUAUUUGCUUGUACUCCAGCACAUCUUCUCUGUUGUGACAGACUCAUCCCACACAGCAGACUUGUUCAUGCAUGCCACAAUCCUGGCUCGCCUUUUCUACAUUGUUGAGGACAAUGUUGUAACAUGUGCGCUGUAUGAAGGAGACCCAUCCGUAUCUGGUCCAACCACCAACCAGGUGUAUGUUGCAGAAUUCGUCGGCCAACUGCUUGGCCAAGCAUACCCUCAUCUACAAGAGCAACAGCGGCGGGUUUUGGUUGAAGGCUUCUUUAGCCUGGACACGAACGUCAGUGGCUUCAAGGACCAUCUCCGAGAUUUCCUCGUCCAGAUCAGAGAAGUAUCUGGCGAAGACGCAACUGAUCUCUACCUGGAAGAGAGAAAGGAGCAGCUACGCGUUGCUGCAGAUGAAAAGCGUCGUGUGCAAAAUGCUGUGCCCGGUGUCCUGAACCCACACGAGCUACCAGAUGAGAUGGAGUCUUGACUUUAGCAGAAAUUACCAAUGUCUGAUGUAUCAUCCUUCUUUCAAAUCAUCAUCGCCACGUAGAAUCCUGAGAGUUGUGAUCCUUGAACCGAGAAGCAGAAUCAGUUGUACAGUUGCUCAUCAAUAUAUACUCACUGUCGCCGUCGUCGCUGCCAUCGCUACUACUGCUGCUCGCCGCUACUGCCAUCACCUCUGCUCCUUUAUUUUGGCCGUGACUUGAAUGUGUGCUUCCGUGAAGGUUCACCUUACUUCAGCAGUGCCGGCAUCCGCCAAAGUGCCUGCUUACUUGCACACCUGCCAACAGCAUCGCCUUGUUGCCAGGCUAUGUCAGCAUGGUGUGGCCGCGAUACGUGUAUGCAGUUCAACAGGACUGCUCGAUUCGUGCGCACACAUGUGCGUGCAUACGUGCGUGUGUGUGUGUGGCGUGGUGUUGCCAUGUGGUGAUGGUGUGCAAUAAUUGGCAGUGUUGCUGCCGCGCGCUCCAUGCCCAUCCCGAUGUAUCCAGUUAGUGGUAGCUCUGGCCCAUAUCUGCCUAUGCUGCCUAUGUGCUUCCAAUACCGGCUGGUACGGACCAUCACCACCACCACCAGCGCUACCACCACCAGCGCUACCACCACCAGCGCUACCACCACUGCCAGCAAUGCCACCUACCUACCCGUGGCCCAGCAUUAGUACAGUGCAGUGGUCACCGUAGUUCACAAGCGGCCUUUUAGUUAUCUCACCUUUUUUCUUGAAGUGCAUGGUUUUGUGUGCUCCUUUAAGAAAAGUUUUUGUUUUAAGAAGAGACAUUCUCCGAUCAUUUUUGCUUUGAUUGUCUAGUACUAAGCUGUGUGAUUACCCCCACUGCGUACAUAUUGCUUUUAUGUAGCGUUACAAGUGCUUUUUCUGGCUUUGCUAGCUGUACUCCGCGUCUGCCCCUCUGGCUGGCUUCAAACCUGAGGCAAUCUCCCAUUGCCAAUAUGUGUGCGCUCAUCGCAGAACACGCAUGCUGCUUUUCUACUGUGUACAUUUCAGCGGCGAUAACCUACUGUGCGAUACGCGCCCCAUUCUUUACUGUGUAUAGAUUGUUUGUUUUUACCUCUGGUUUUGUUUAAUUUUCGUUCUGUCUGUUUUACUAGUGCCAGGUUUGCACCAAACUCGUGUUUGUUCUUAUCUUUCUGCUGUCGUUUGUUGGUGUUGUCGGUGUAACCUAAUGACAUUUUGACUCGUCUCAUUUUUAUUGACUUUGUCAUUAUUAUACCCUGCAGUUUGCGUCUCCCGUUUUUGCUGGUCAACGUUGAGAUGGUACAUCUUUGCUUCUUUCCACUACUUGCGCAUUGCCUGUAUCUGCUGUAUUUCUCUACGUGAGAUUCA